Messenger RNA from Helobdella robusta, 2475 nucleotides. RefSeq lists its product as hypothetical. The transcript has a single exon. The coding region runs from base 1 to 2475 and encodes 824 amino acids. The record is from RefSeq and is a predicted model, not a curated record. Lineage: Eukaryota; Metazoa; Annelida; Clitellata; Rhynchobdellida; Glossiphoniidae.
AUGAAUUCGACCAAUAGUUACAAUUUUACCACUAUUCCUGCCUCCAACAACACUUUAUCUACUAACAAAUCUUAUGCUAUUAACUCGGCAUUACAACCAACCAAACAACAGCCACAACUUCAACUGCAACAACAUCAGGAGCAGCCACAGGUUUGGCAUACAAACCUCGACUCGACGACAAUAAGUUUGUUUGUUGUUUCCGUGGUAGCUCCAGCGUUGUUGUUGACGGCAGUCUUCAUUGCCAUAAAGUUGAAAAACAACAAGAAGAUGAAACGUUUAAGGAGGGAGUGCGUAACAAACCUCACGUCACAAACUUCAGGAGAAACAAUUCAGGCCUGGAGGUCACGUAAUGUAAAUGGAGAUGAUGAGGACGAGGGUGAAGAUGGCCACCACGGUGAUCGUGCUUACGGGAAAAAUGAACCAACCACCAUCGCGACUAUUUACUCGUCAGACAACUACAAAACAGAUGAAUGUCAAACAUUCAUCAACCAUCAACAUCCCAUCUUACAUUCUAAUUUCACACUAUCCGAAGAUUUGAACGCUAACAAACGGGGCAGUCCCUUGUGCCCCAGAACUGACCUGAACGACACCAUCAGAGCGUUCUUCGACCACCACAAUUACCGACACUUCAAACACAUCUACCACCACUACAGUCUCGACAACGAAGAUCUCCACAAUAGCUCGCAGCAGCAAACUGAACGAGAACAACGAACAUUAAACCAACAAGCGAAUAUACCUCAGCAACGAAUUUCAAGUGUGAGUUUUGACAGAGGCGUGAGGUGUACAAACAGGCCGGGUAAUAAAUAUUUUAAUCACGUGCAAUCUAACCAACGUUUCAGUGGCACGUCUCAAGAUGGUAAUCACUUUAAUGAAGAUACGUCGAAUGGACCAAACAUUCGCUACAACGAUCAUAUCAGCACUGGAAAAAACAACGUUGAAAAUUUAAAACCUUCCAACAACAACAACAACAUCUUAGAUGCUAAUGAAUCAAAAUGUCAUUAUAAUAACCUUGAUGAAAACGCAGAACAAAACAAUAUGGAUUGUAUCGACUUUAAAAACAACAAGUUAAUAGGGAAUGUUAACAAAAGUCAUCAAAAUAUCAACACGAGCAACAACAACAACGGCAACAGCAACAAUUACACAACUGAAAAGUGCAUCAACAAUAACAGCAACACAGCUGCGCAAUGCGUCAACAACAACAUUCUGCAGACACUUACGAAACAUCAAUCAAGUUUUGAAAAAAUUCGUUUAGAAAGUCACGGAAAAAAUAACAAUGUCGGAAAGAAUGGAAGUUUAAAAAAGGACACAGAUGACGAAACAGUAGAUUUAAAUUAUAACAGCUGUUCUGGCAUUUACGAACGCAUAAAUGACACGAUGAGCAGUGACAUCAACGCUGGACAAUCAGCAAAUUUUGAUAGCAUUUGUGAUGUCGUCAUAAAUUCAAUGCUUCCAGCAACUUCGCACACAUUAUCAUAUAAAUGUCACGAGGUUUCGUCGUCCUGUAGAGCUGAAUGUAAGAUCGUUGAUAACAAUUUCAAUCGAAACAAAAAAUUUGUCAGCCAUUUAGGUGACAACAACAACAACCAAAUAAAUGUUGAAAAUAGCAAUCAAAAUGUCCAUGAUAUAAACUAUGAUGUCAUUGAAAUUGCAGAUGAAAUCAAAUGCGCAAACAAAAUUAGUGAUGGAACAACGAGAAAGGCUCCCAACAACUCAAACUUCCACAAAAAUAACAGCAAUAUGUUUGAUUGUAAGGUCAACCGUGAUAUUGUAAGCAACGACAAAUCAUUUCAUAAGAUUGAUGAACUUACAAAUGAAAAAUUAAAUAAACAUAAAAGUAUUAACAACAACAAUAACGACGCUAAUUAUAACGCAACCUCCUUGAAUGACACAAUGCACAUCAACACCAACGUUCAACAAAGGAUCAAUAUUCUAAACGAUCAUAUCAACAACAACUUGACCAACAACACCCACCUCACCAAGCUCAACAAUGAUGCAAUCAUCACAGCCAACCAUCACAAUCAAGUAUUCAAUAAAACCCAACGACAUGACAACAAUGUCGGUAAUCAAAACCCAUGGAAAUGUACAACAAUUGGAUAUACAAACAAUGACAACCCCACUGUUUCUACUGAAAGAACAAAUGAAAAAUCGCAAUCUAUCAACCAAUCAACAAAGUCAAACGCCUAUGCAUUUGUUGGCUCAACAAAGUUGAAUGUUGACCCUACAAAGUUGAAUGUUGACUCACCCAAGUUGAAUGCUGACUCACCUAAGUUGAAUGUUGACCCAACAAAGUUGAAUGUUGACCUAACAAAUGUAAAUGCUGAUUCAACACCGUUGAACACAUCCAUAGGCGAAUAUUCAGAAGAGGAAGAAGUGAUGAAAGACUUUGACGCCAUACUAUCAAUAUAUUGCGACGAAGAUGAUUUUUUAUGCACAAGUUAUGAAUUUGACGAUAACGUCUUGGAAAUUAGAAUCUGA